Amphibalanus amphitrite is the source of this 2111-nucleotide messenger RNA. Its product is annotated as putative mediator of RNA polymerase II transcription subunit 26. The transcript has a single exon. The annotation marks the transcript as partial. NCBI's taxonomy places the organism in Eukaryota, Metazoa, Arthropoda, Thecostraca, Balanomorpha, Balanidae. The record is from RefSeq and is a predicted model, not a curated record.
GCGGCGAGUCUGGACCGCCGGGAGGAGCGGACACCCUCCCCGACCAGCCCAGUCUCGCUGUACGAGUGGAUCUACGAGCGGUCGCCGGCCGCACAGACCGAGCACAGGAGCCGCCCGCCCAAACGGACGCUGAGCGCCGGCCUCCGACAGCCGACCGAGUCGCCCUCGCCCGACCCGGCCACCGAGGUCAGGGAGUCGUCUCCGUCGCCGCCCAAACGUCCGGCCUUUGUGGUGGACCUGGGCCUGCUGGACCUGGGCCGCGGCCCGCCGGCGGCCGAGCAGCCGCCGCCGCGCAGCGAACCCUCGCCGUUCGGCGCUGUCGGUCAGAGGCCAGCAGGGCAGACCGGCACGCCCCGGCCCUGGGGCGGCGACCGGGAGGAGCCCCGACAGGAGGACCCGUGGCCGCUGCCGGGCCGGGCCGCGCUGCCGGCGCCCAUCCAGCGGCCCGCGCGGCGCCCGGACCCGCCGCCGGCCGAGGAGCAGCGGCCGGCGGGGCAGCUGCGGUCACUAACCGAGGAGAACCAGAAACACCAGGUGAACAGCAUGCAGCACGACCUGGCCGCGUACGCGCUGCGGCGCGGGUCGCAGCCGGAGGAGCGGCGCAGCGAGCAGCUACUCUACGAGGAGCAGCGCCGGCGGCAGCUGCAGGAGGAGCAGCAGCUGCUGCGCAGACAGCUGCAGCUGAACGAGCAGCUGCACCGCGAGCUGCAGCUCCCAGAACAGCAGGCCCAGGCACAGAUACAGCGGGAGCAACAGAUUCACUUACAGCAGAUGCAGGCUCUGGAGCAACAGCACGCCUUCCAAGAGCAGCGGCGUUUCCAAGAGCAGCAGCGCUUACAAGAGCAGCAGCAGCAGCAAGUCUUUCAGCAGGGACCCGACUUUCGGCCCGGAGGCCCGGAGGCCAUGGAGCGGGAGAUCGAGCGGAGGCGGCAGCGCGCAGUACUCCUCAGCGAACAGAGGCGCCGGGAGGAGCUGUGGCGGGAGGAGGCGCUGCGUCAGGGUGCGCUGCAGCUGGCGGCCAACCGGCUGCCGCCGCCGCCGCACCACCAUCAGCAGCAGCAGCAGCUAUACCGGCAGCAGCAGCAGCCAUACCAGCAGCAACAGCAGCUACCGGAGGGCGCCUGGGGCGGCGUGGAUCAUCAGCUGUGGAGGACACCGCCGCCGCAGCAGCUACCACAGCCGGAGUUCCAGCAGGCGCCGCGUCCCGAGUUCCAGCAGCCUCUGCAGGCCGAGUUCCAGCAGCCUCUGCAGGCCGAGUUCCAGCAGCCUCUGCAGGCCGAGUUCCAGCAGCCUCUGCAGCCAGAGUUCCAGCAGCCAUGGCGACAUUCUCCGGACCCCCGGCAGCCGGCGGCUGACCAGGCGGCCUUCCAGCAGCAGCAGCAGCAGCUCCGGCAGCGCUUCCUGGGCCGCCCUGUUCUGAGAGCCCGCAGUCCGGAGCAGCCGGAGCCCGGGCUGCCCGAGCAGCUCCAUCAGCCGCCUCCUCCCGGCGGCGAGCGACACCGCUACCCGCCCGGCUUCUAGGGCCUCCCACAGGGGCUGACACUGGGCGGCUCCCCCCGACGGGAGCUGCCCGGGAGUCAGUGACGGGCCCACUAGGAACGUAUUCGAAUGCCGCGAUUGACCUGCACGGGUCGGCUGACUCUGCGCUCAGCCCGGUACUUUGUGCGGCUCAACUCGCCCCCGCUCGUGUUCUUGGCGCUGUCUGCCUCAGAUAAGCGCAGAAGAUAGUGGAGCGGCGCGUUCCUUUGCGAGACGGAUGGUUCAGUGUUCGCCACGUGAGUUGUCUAUCAGCUGCUCCUCUGAACCGUCCGCAUCCGGUGUCCAUUAUUUUCCCUUCAUAGUUCAUUCUCUGUGUGUCUGUUUUAUUUAUCGUCGGGCUUCCAUUUUAUCUAGAAUAGUAACUGGCUUGUUGGUAAUGUGUGGAUCAUAUUAGGAUCAUAUUAGGUCUUUUAUUAGGUUUUAGAGACUGGGAUUUGCUUAUUUUGGUAUGGGUGUGUUGUCUGUCCUGUCUUUUUCCGCCAGCACCUUUCGACGUUUGUCAUGCGAUUUUGACUUCAUCGGACAAACGUGACUUUGUGUUCUGAACGCUUUUAAUACAUUCAGGAAAAUGU